This is a messenger RNA of Dictyostelium purpureum, 2094 nucleotides long. RefSeq lists its product as uncharacterized. The record is from RefSeq and is a predicted model, not a curated record. The transcript is spliced from 5 exons. Gene Ontology annotation, biological process: regulation of GTPase activity. Bases 1 to 2094 code for a protein of 697 amino acids. Lineage: Eukaryota; Evosea; Eumycetozoa; Dictyosteliales; Dictyosteliaceae.
AUGUCAAAAUUUACAGCAUUAUUAAGAAAGAGCAGUUCUAUGAACCUGUCAUUAGGUGGUGAUAGAAGCUCCGUAAUGAUUGACAGUAAUGGAGGAAUAAAUGGUAGCAGUCCAGACUCUUCACUACACACACCAUAUGGUGAUGCCACAAACGAAAAAGUUAUCGAACCAUUGGAAAUUAAAACAUAUGAAAAGAAUUUAGCAGAUAUUAAAGCCUUAUUAAAUGAUAUUAUAAAAACUGCAAAGGUUUUAAACGAACGUGGUGAUGCCUAUGCUAAAACUCAAGUAAAAUGGUCACAAUCAUUCUCUAAAGAUUAUGAAAAAUCAACUACCCAUUCUUCUUCUGCUCAACAAGUAUAUGCUCAACAACAACAAUUGCAAAGUUCAGCCGAAUCUCAAAGCACCUCUGAUUCAAAUUUAGGUUUCAUUAAAGCUUUGGAACAAUUUACUUCAUCAAUUACAAAAACCUCUGGUUAUGAAAGUGAAUUUAGUACAUCAAUUUCUGAAGGUAUUAUUAAACCAAUUCAAAUAUUAAUUGGUUAUAUUGACGAAAAAAAACAAUAUAGAAAGAAAUUUGAUAAAACAUACACAGAAUUUGAAAAUAUUAUUGCCAAAAUCAAAAAUCAACAAACUCAAAAAAAAAUUGAUAUUUUAAAACUCUAUAACUACGAAAAAGAAAAAUCAAAAUUAAAGACAAACUAUGAAAAUGUUAAAAAUGAAUAUAUACAAUUUUUAAUUGAUACUCAAAACAAAAUGCAUACAGAGUUUAUUGAUAUAUUGGUAUUACAUUUCGAAUCUUUACAACUAUCAAAUGGUAAUGCUUAUACCGAAUAUGCUAGCAUUAAGACCUAUAUAGAUAGUUUAAGAACCUGGUGUUUAAGUGAACAAGAUUUCUUCCAAAAAGAAGUUAUUGAAAGAGAUCAAAGAAGAAUUGCAGAAUUACAAAAAGAAGAAAAUUUAAAAUAUCAAAAUAUUAUCGAUUUAUUAGUAUCACCACCAUUUUUCUUAUGGAAACAAUUGGCAGAAUUCAGAAAGAUCGAAUUAUUCCCACCACCACCACCACCAAAUACAAAUGUUGUUAUAACUCCACCACCACCAAUUCACUUUAUUUCAAAUUUAGUACGUAUUUUUGAAGCACGUGGUCAAUUAUCUGAAAUGUUAACUUUUAUGGUCCAAGCCGAUUUACCAAAUAUUUCAAUUAGUGGUUCAAUGUUAGCAAACGAUAUUGUUUCAUGUGAAUUCAUUGAAGAGUUAAGUAAUCUCCAAUCAACCACACCAUACUUAAAAUACUUGUUUGACCAAUCUAUUACAAACAUUAUAAACUAUCAUGACAACUAUCGUAUCUCGACUCAACAAGGUAUUCAAAACCUAAUUUCAGAAUUUGAAUAUAUUAUGAACAUAUUUAAAGAUUCUUGUGAAUAUUUACCACCAUUUUUAAAGAAAGCCUCAAUAGAAAUUCAAAAUGGUUUAGCAAAAUUAUCACCAUCAAAUAAAUCACCACCAAUUGGAUGUUUCUUAUUUUCUAGAUUUUUUGCACCAGCUAUUGCUAAACCAUACACCCAUUCAUUAUUCCAUGUCAUACCAUCAGAUCAAGCCACUGAGGUAUUAACUUUCUUUUCAAGUAUUUUCUUUAACUUUGGUUGUAAUCAAAACUUUAUGACCUCACAAACAUGUGCUCAACAAUUAAAUGAAGCAAUGGAAAGAUGGAAACCAACUUUAUUACAAUUCUUUGAUGUCGUUAGACAAUCAGAUCUCACCGAAUGGGAUCCAUCUGUAUCAUUAAGUGAAGUCUACAUCAAUGAUAUUCCUGUUGUUCAACAAUUUAUUAAACGUCAUUAUCUUUUAAUUUCAAGUGGCUAUUCAAUCCAAAAAGGUCGUGAAGAGUUAAAUCAAUUCACUCAAGCUUUGGGUCAAUUAGAAGCUGAUGAUCCACCACCAACUGAAAAAACCACAUCUUCUAAACAACAUCACAAAGUAGACUCUAAAGACUCUACCCCAAGAGAUCAAUUAUCACCACAACAAUUAUCACCACAACAAAAUUCUCAAAUCAAUGAAAAUGAAUAUAGUGAUAAUUCAAUUGAUUUAAAUAAAUAA